UAUCGCUGCCGUGAAGAAAGGAACGAGGAACAGUGCAGUCUCGAGCCUCGCGUCGAUCGCAACGCGUUUCUUUAUUUCACGACUGUUUUCAUGCUCGACUGCUACUUUUUUUAAAUGUGUGGUGUAGUGAUGAUACCGAAACGCGUUAAAAAUGUCCAUGAGAAAGAUAUAUCGGAGGUCCUCUGUAUAGAUUAAUUCAGUUUUCAAAAAAAGAAAAAGAAAAAGAAAAAAAGAGACCAAACACUUGGACCGAAAAUCAAUGGUAAACAACAAUGAGGCUGUAAAGAAGUUUGGUCACAAUACAAAAAUCAUAUUUGAAGAAGAAACUUCCAAAGUAUCGUCAAAGACAACCUUGGUAUCAAGUUUUCUGCCUGAAUAUUUUUCAUGUCUAAAAAGCAAAGAUAUUAUUUGCGAGGAUGAUCGAAUUCAUUCGAAAAAUAAAUGAUUAAGAUUUAUUCGGAAAGAAUCAUUUGAGGAUGUCGACGUGCGCGAGGUGGACCUUAUGGCUGUCGAGAACGCGUUUCCGAUUCUAUUCGACAAGUCUAGUGUGCUACCGGAAAUGUUGAUGAUGAACGGGCCGGAUCCACGAGCCAUGGACUGGCGGGGGGUCGCAUUCGCGUUUCUAUUGGUGACAAUAGCAAGGCAUAGCACCACACAUGCAGCCCAAAUUCCCCAGCAAUCGUCUACGUCAACCGUUGCGAUAGCGAGUACGGUGCAGAUCGAGUGUGCGAGCGAGUCGAUAGUCGUCCAUAUUUCGACCGAGCGUAACACGGAGUUUCAUGGUCUGGUCUAUCCACGGGGUUUAUCGAAGAACAGUUCUUGUCUACAAGAAUACAGAAGUCAACCAGCCCCUAUAACUUACAACCUGCCCCUCAGGUCGUGUAACACCAUGCCUACCGAGCUGGACGACGGUGGUAUCGAAUACUUCAAUACCAUAGUGGUGCAACCACACCUGAAGCUGGUGACCAAUCAGGGAAGGGGUUUUCACGUGCGAUGUCGAUACCAGACUCGAGACAAAGUGGUAACGAACGAUCAGACCCACGUGGCCAUGUUGCAGUCUCUACCGUUGCAGGCAACAGCACCCAUGCCAGGAUGCACGAUGAAGAUCUUCAGCGGAGAUCCAACGAGGCAUCAAGUGGCGGAAAAUGUGAAGAUCGGAGACCCUUUGACCUUGGUCAUCAGCAUCGACAGACAAGAAAUGUUCGGUUUGAAGAUCUCUGAUUGUCUGGUGCGAGAUGGUCUAGGAUGGGGAGAGCAAAGGCUCAUCAAUGACGAGGGUUGUCCGGUCGACGGAGAGAUUAUGGGGCAAUUCACGUACAACGAAGACAAAACGGAAGCAAAGGUGAACUUUCAGGCACACAAAUUCCCUUAUACAGCGAGUGUGUAUUAUCAAUGCAACGUUAGACUGUGCAUAAAACACGGAGGAGGAUGCACCAACACGCCACCAGCUUGUAAUUCGGUAAGCAGACGACGUAGGGAUACUACGAACAACAAUGUGGCAAAAGGUGUAGAGGGUCUGGAUGGAGGAACACCAGCAACAAUCGAAGUUUAUAGCGGGCUCUAUGUGAACGAAGCUUCUGAUAUAGGUGCAAAGUCAGAGUUCACCGACGAUGUCUUCAAAGAAAGGACUAUUGACGAUCCAAACAGCAUCUGUAUAUCUCAAAGAAGCUUCGCCAUUGGCAUCGCAAUCGCGGGUUUGAUCCUCAUGUUAGCGGUGGUCGCGGCAAUUUUGGUUUUACUUGCUAAAAGACGGCACAAAACCGUGUCGACGACAGGUUCGUCCAUCUACAGCGGACCCUACACCAAUACCGCCUACAGUCACAGCAGUUAAUAAGUUCGCUUAUAUAUUAUCACUGCAACGAGAAAUUUCAACGACAAACUGUCGCCACGUGAUAACGAAAAACAAAAAACAAAAAACGUAUCGGUUCUACGUCAGCCUCGUUACAUAGAGGCAUAGAUAAUUUAGGUAAAAUACAAACGAGGAGGUAUACUACCCUUUUGCUCAACUGCCGAUGCUACGUAUCGUCUUUUCGAGGAAAUAGCUCAGAACCCUUGGGUCCUGACACGUGAUCGAACACGAUUCGCUUCAAAAAAUAUUGACACACUCUGCUUACUUGCGGAAUCAUUUGAUUUCGAGGAAGAAUCAUAUUUUUUAUAAUACCUGAAUCUUUAAAUACUAGUGUGCCAAUAUUUUUUUUUUAAUUUAACAUCUACUAUCUACUCUGCUCUUUUCUUUCAAACAUCUUGUAUAUCGUUGAGAUAGGUAUAUUUCUCAUAUCUUGCCAAUCAUCUGGUAAAUCAUCUGUGUUUCUAUUUCUACGUAUACAAAUUUCUAACACUGCCCUAUCGUGAAAUUGUUCACUUUAACACGUGUCAUGACCUAUUAUCCAAGUUUAGAGAUAUCCUAGCGUCUAAAACUCGACAAUUUUAAAAACGAAUCGACACGAAAUCCCUUAGGAUUAACUUUAAUAUAUACAUUUAUGUUAUCGUAUGGUUAUUAUUAUUAUUACUAUUAUUAUUAUUCUAUACAUACUGUAUACUAGUCCGGUAUACGCUGUCCUAGCUAACCUAGCAAUCGCACUAAAAGAAAAAAAAAAAAAAGGAAAAGAGGUAAACUACACGGAUACUUGUUGUCCGUAGACAAUCAUCCCUGGUAAUUUAACUUAAAUCAGCCGUGCAGAACAACUCAGUCUAGCGUUUAAGGUAUGAAAUCAACUAGCAAACAGAGGACUGUUUAAGUGAAUCAAACGCCUCAGUGAACUUUAAACAUUGCCCUCUUUUUUUCUUCCUCAAUUUCCUCGCAAGUGUUGGCACGUCAUAAAGCAACCCUUGGCUCUAUCUUUUCUUUCGCCUUUCAAAACGUAUCGUUCUCUGACCGAUACACCAAGUUUAUUUCAACUCGUAGGAAUAUUAAAGUAAAUGAUAAAACAAAGAUAAGAUUCACGUUCGACCGGUUUAGAGUAUUAGAAAAAAUACAACUUCCUGUCGAAUCAAUGAAAAUACAUUAUAUGUACAGGAUUUACUUCUAACUAUUCAAUCAAGCAGAAACGAGUUACAGAUACAAGAUCAACUUCCGUUAAUCGGUCAGAGACGCGUCUCUGUACGUUCCUCAUGAAUAAUUAUUCUUCUGACGAGCAACAAGAGAGUUGUACGUGUUUCCUACGAGGCAAAAAUGCUUCGUGUCGCGUGAGAUUAAAUCCCGUUGCCGCAGAAACGAGGAAAAUGAACUGUACUUUAUCGAAUUGUACACACCAAAGACUACAGGUGUUUAAAACUACAACGAAUACGUUGCGAUGGAAAAUAAUUGAAAAUUUAUCUUAAUUUCGCUUAAUUGGUUUUAUCGAUCGAGAGUUUAGCGUCAGGACAGCAGUCGGUAACUGAUACCUCUGACGGUAAAUGCUUAAUGUGCAUAUUUCGUGUCUGCGACAACGCGAUCCUCACAUAACACGAGUGUGGUAAUAAGCGAGCGUAUAAUUCAUAAUAACGCUUAAACGUAAACUAGUUUAAUUAAAUCGAGGUGCUGCUCCAAUAUCGGUAUUCUUUUCACGAUUACUUUUGCUUUUUUUCGAAACAGAAAAUUGCAAAAAAAAAUCGGAAAACGAGAGAGUACUGAUAUUCCGCGUGGAGAGUUUAUAGUUUUUAAUCGUGAACAAAAAAGGGGCAGACUAAGGCUCGAUACAGACGAGCGAUUUUUCGCCGUGUGAUAUCGCUGCGAUCGUAUAUCUUUCUUUCUUUGUUCUUUGGGAAAAAAAAGAGUAACAGUAUAGCGCGACAAACAGUCGUUCCUCUAUAUCGGGUCUAAAACGCUGCCAAAACAUUCGCGUAACUGGGUCCAACAUGGUGGUGGGUACAGUCGUAAAAUUUACACAUAAAGAGGAAAUAGAAAAAAAAGGAAGAUAGACACGCAAACGUAACACUCGUAAUACGUUAAUUGUUAUAAAACAAUUUAGAAGACGAAAAAAAAAUGAAUUGUAUAAGUUGAUUUCGGUUUAUAGAAAUGUUUGAUCCUGACAACAGUUAUUUUCUGUGAACUAACGUUCGUUGACCAGUCUAGCUCUACUAUAAACAUCGUCCCGCACACCUAUAUUUCUUUUUAAAUCUUUAUGUUUAUCUAUACAUAUUACGAAUUUCACGGAAACGUAAUUCAUAAACAAAUUUAGGAUGGUUCUGCGUCACGAUGUUUUGCCAGUCUCUUAUUACAUGCAAUAAUUUCAAACGAUCAACAGUUCACAAAAUUUCUGCGUCAGAUCAAAAAUGCCCGACGAAUAAAUAACCAACGAGCGUUGUCAUUUCGUCGUGCUUGUGACACUGGUUCAUAGCGACAUUGGAGACUAAAAUGCUUAUACUUAUAGUACUUUUUUAAAAAAUAAUAAUACGCGUAUUCUUCUUCACGUCCCGCAAUGUUUCUCUGGACCCUUGUCCGAAGCGAUUUACAACGAAUUUAUGUACAUAACGAAGAACGUAAUAAACCUUGUAACCAUAAA
Osmia bicornis bicornis is the source of this 4484-nucleotide messenger RNA. It is a transcript of the gene pio, whose product is annotated as cuticlin-4. The record is from RefSeq and is a predicted model, not a curated record. NCBI's taxonomy places the organism in Eukaryota, Metazoa, Arthropoda, Insecta, Hymenoptera, Megachilidae. The transcript is spliced from 9 exons. The coding region runs from base 503 to 1831 and encodes 442 amino acids.